Messenger RNA from Hermetia illucens (black soldier fly), 2780 nucleotides. RefSeq names its product inositol-trisphosphate 3-kinase homolog (gene IP3K1). Gene Ontology annotation, biological process: inositol phosphate biosynthetic process. The record is from RefSeq and is a predicted model, not a curated record. Gene Ontology annotation, cellular component: cytoplasm; nucleus. The transcript is spliced from 4 exons. Bases 786 to 1952 code for a protein of 388 amino acids. NCBI's taxonomy places the organism in Eukaryota, Metazoa, Arthropoda, Insecta, Diptera, Stratiomyidae. Gene Ontology annotation, molecular function: inositol-1,4,5-trisphosphate 3-kinase activity; inositol tetrakisphosphate kinase activity.
AUUUAGUGAGACUCAGUUACUAUAAGCAGAAGCAGAAAAACUCAGUAGAAAACUCGCGAUCGCCAUUCAUUUCAAUUCAGUCUUGCGUUGUAGCUUAAACUUGAAACUGUGCCCGAGUAUUACACUUUCUUCGUCUUUAAGAUACUCGUAGAUAUAAAGAUACGUGAAGUAAUAUAUCGGCUCACAGUUUAUCAAGAUAAAAUACUAGUUUUUCUGGCAGUUCAAGUUUUCGUAACUGUGAUGAAUUAUCAAUGCGGUUAAGAAAAAUCGGGAAAAGAUAGAAGGUCGUGCUAAACCUAGUUUAGCAUUCGGUUUUAUGCAGUUAAGAUAUCUAGAUUGAAAACUUGUUGAUAGACAAAAUAGAUAAAAAGUUUUCUUCUUGUGGAACAUAUUUGGAUAUAAUUGGGCUUGAAAUAAUUUUUGCAUGCGAAAGUGAUCAUGUAAAGCAGAUGAAGCUGUGCUAUGACUUGUGAAAAUCUAGCCACCGGUUAUCUGUGGUUUUUCACUUCCGGAAUUAUCGAAUUUUGAAUAUAUGAAAGUGUCAGCUGAAUAACCAGAAAGUAUGUAUUACUAGAGAAUAUAGUUGUGGAGUGCAAUCUGGUCAGAAUUGUGAAGAUUAAAGUGUGAUAUACUAAAAAUCGUUUAUUGAAAGUGUGAUUCGACUUAUCUCGAGAAUUCUGUACAGCUGCUAUCAAAUUGGUUCAGCUAUAGGUUACAGAGAAUUUUUCAUCGAGUUGGUGAAGAACAGCAGAAGGCAUUCUUCCAAAUUUCGGCUAAAUUCGAAUAUGACUUCAACAGUCCUGCAACCAAUGGCCUGGACCAAUGAGAAAAUCCGUUUAGCCUGCGUCGAUAAUGUUGGAAUACGGCAAUUAUGGAAGUUAAUUGCGUUGGAUAACAACAAUGGAACGAAUGCUAAUACGAACAAAAAUAACAAUAUCGUAGUUGAGAGUGAAAACUUAGCCGAUUUUCUAAGUAAUAGAGAUUUACUUCUACCAAAUAAGAUGUCGCUGCUGAAGUUUCUUGCAAUUAAUGCACUAGAAUUGAGUGCUCCAGCUGCUCCAGUACUAUUGCAACAUGGCAGUACAAAAACAAAUGGAUGGGUUCAAUUAGCAGGGCAUCCGGAAAGCAUUGUUCCAGCUGCAGCUGGUGUUGUCCGUAAACGUGUUUCUGGUCCAGUUGACUCAGAAGUCAAAGCCUAUCGUCAAAUUGCCCAGGACGCCUGCGCAGCCAAGCUAGUUCCGAAAUUUCUUGGCGUUCAGGAAAUGAAAGGUGAAACCUACAUUGAAUUACAGGACCUCCUUCACGGCUUCAAAGAACCCAGUGUCAUGGACAUUAAAAUGGGAUGUAGAACAUUCUCUGAAUCAGAAGUCAUGAACACAACUCUUCGACCAGAUCUUUACAAAAAAAUGGUAGCAGUGGACAGCACAGCACCAACUGAAGAGGAACAUCGCCAACAAGCAAUCACUAAACUCCGAUACAUGCUCUUCCGUGAACAAAUGUCCUCCUCGCAAUCAAAAGGAUUCCGGAUUGAGGCCUUGCGUUUGGGCAACAACGAUCCCGUGACAGAUCUCAAAACUGUGCGAACAGCUAGUCAAAUCCAAGGUACCAUUUCGCAUUUUCUCAACAAUCGCAGGACGACAACCAAGGAUAUAAUCAAGAGGUUGAAAACAAUGCGAAGUUUAAUGGAGAAAUCGGAAUUCUUCCGCACUCAUGAAAUUGUUGGAUCCAGUAUUUUUAUUGUUUAUGACGAGGAGAAGAUCGGGGCGUGGCUGAUUGAUUUUGCCAAGGCGCGAAGAUUGCCGGAAGGUGUAUCGAUAACCCACCGCAAGCCAUGGAUUCCGGGAAAUUGCGAGGAAGGGCUACUGCAUGGUAUGGACGAACUAAUACAGGUUUUCGAGAAUGUAUACGAGUCUCAAACAAAAACUGAUUUGAGAAAAUGCAGUCGAAGGUAGUUAUGCUCCAUCUUAAUAACAGUGGAAAUAGAUAGUAGGACUGGUAUGCCUACAUCUACCUAUAUUAAGAGACUGAUUAUGUUGUACUAUAAAACAAUUGCUUUAACAUGCUUUAUCUUGCGACCGAGAUUUUUGACGCGAUCUGCGAAAUGAUUAAGAUAUCUAAAAUUGGCAAACUCAAUAAGAAGUUUAUGCCUUAGUUUAUGUUAAAAUCAUUUACUUCGAAACCAAGCACUGAAAAUAAGCAAAACAAAUCAACAAUUUUCCUCUGUUUCAUACAUCUGUUUCGCUUAAUAUUAUUUGCUCGAUUUUAAUUGCAAUUAUUUUGUUUUUCCAUAUUGGAAACUUGAUUUCAUGCUACAUUCAUUUCCAUAGUAAAAUAAUUUUAUUUCGCGUAUCAUGCUCUAAUUUAUAACUUUUUACGUUUUUUGUACGUUGUUUUCAUUUAAAAUAAAUCUACAUGUAUUUGAGCAAUAUUUAAAUACACAGUUCAUUAUUCAUUCAGUUGUGCACAAUUGAAGUCAUAAAAUCUAUUUCUUCACUAUAUUUGUAUCAUCAAGUUAAAUAAAUCGAAUUUUAAUAGAUUUGUAAAGCUUAAUAGGAGAUGUCUAAUUGUAAAGUAUUUCUGUGAAUAGUUGUAAGUAUAUAAUGAAUUGUGCUAUUCGUUUAUAUAUUGUAUAUGUAAAUAUUGUUUUAAAAACAAAAAUUGAGAAAAAAAUCGAAAAGUGUUUCAAGUAAUAAAUACAUAUGUGAUUAAUUUAAAAUCAUGUUGUUUUAUGAUGUCGCAAAAACUUACAUUCCAAGUAAAUAGUUAACAUCGGCGGAAAG